Messenger RNA from Dissoconium aciculare CBS 342.82, 343 nucleotides. RefSeq lists its product as uncharacterized. The coding region runs from base 30 to 200 and encodes 56 amino acids. Lineage: Eukaryota; Fungi; Ascomycota; Dothideomycetes; Mycosphaerellales; Dissoconiaceae. The transcript has a single exon. The record is from RefSeq and is a predicted model, not a curated record.
CCCAAACUCCACAACUUCCUCGACAAACCAUGGCCGGCGUCCGUGACCCGGCCUUCUGGAAACGCUUCUCCACGGCCGUGCACAAGCGCGAAGAGGUCGUCGUCGACCCAGAAAAGAACGAAACAGCGUAUGUAUCCCUCCUCCCUGCCUCCACGAUCAACCCUCCUCUUCGUCCCUCUCUUCUCAUCCUCCAUUUCUGACAUUCGAGAAAUAAAGCAACGCCUGGCUCGAACGCGAAACCUCCAAAACCCGCAGACGCGCCUGGGUCUGCCCGGUGUUCUGGCUCUGCAUCUUCAUCCUCGUGCCCGCCACCACCCUCGCCGUCCUUUGGCUGUUCCGCUCC